UCUCUCUCUGUUUGUGCCUGUGUGUUCCAGCCCUGGGGUGUGACAGUACAAUGAUGCCCUUCGGUGGGGGUGGCUCAGAGGCGGACUGUUGGACGGAGUACCAUGACAACAGUGCCCAUGCCAAACCUCCACACUCCUACCUGGAUGCCAUCAGGACCGGUCUGGAGUGUUCUGCCACGGCUGGCCCCUACCAUGUCGCUGGCCCCCAGCCACAGCUCUGUCCCUACGCCGCUGCAGGACAGUGUAACUACGGAAACACCUGUCCCUACCUCCACGGUGAUAUGUGUGACAUCUGCCGUCUGCAGGUGCUCCACCCACACAACCCUGAGCAGAGGAGAGCUCAUGAGAAGAUGUGUAUGUUGGUGUUUGAGGCGGACAUGGAGAAGGCAUUUGCAGCGCAGCACAGCCAGGACAAGGUGUGUUCUAUCUGUAUGGAGGUGGUUUAUGAGAAAGCUGCUGCCUCAGAGAGACGCUUCGGGAUCCUCUCUUCCUGCUGCCACACAUACUGCCUCUCCUGCAUCCGCCAGUGGCGCUGCGCCAAGCAGUUUGAGAACAAGUCAUGUCCAGAGUGCAGAGUGGUGUCUGAGUUUGUCAUCCCCAGUGGUUACUGGGUGGAGGACCAGGAUGAGAAGAACAGACUGAUAGAGGAUUUCAAGUCUGGAGUCAGUAAGAAGGCGUGUAAGUACUUUGACCAGGGCCGGGGAACCUGUCCGUUUGGAGGGAAGUGUUUCUACAUGCAUGCUUACCCUGACGGAACACGGGCCGAGCCGGACAAACCCCGCAAGCAGCUGGGCUCUGAGGGGAACGUGAGGUUCCUGAACUCUGUCCGUCUGUGGGACUUCAUCGAGGAGCGCGAGCAGCGCAGUGUUGCCCAGCCGCAGGAAGAUGAGGUCAGCGAACUGAGAGAACUCUUCAUGCAGAUGUCUGGUCCAGGAGGGGAGGAGAGCAGUGCAGUGUCUGCCCAGCCCUAACUACCCGUUAUCCAGGCCUAGCCCCAGCACUCUGACCAACGGCUCAUAUGAAAAUGCAAACAUACAUACGACACUGGACAAUAAAAUGUACUCACUAGUAAGCCUUUCAUGUUGAUGGUUUCAGGCUUUUUUUAAAUGAUAUUUUUACUCAUAGUACAUUUGUGUGGAAAAUAACAUAGUAAAUCUGUACAUAGAGCUAUAAUGGUUCUGUUAGAGAAGCUGCUAUAUUUUCCGAAUAUGUUUUAGGUAAUUUAUCUCUGGAAGGCUUUUUAUAUGAAUGGGGUAAACAUCUAUAGAAUGAACCAUAAGGUCAUAGUUUUCAAGUCCAGUGAAAUGCCUUUAUUUUCUUUUCAUUGGAUCUAUAGAAUCAGUUUGAGGUUGUAUAGAUAUAUCAGACAGCCUCUCAGCCAGGCCACAACGUGUUACAGUUCGGUCACAUAGACAUUUUUAAAAGAAACAAAACGUGGAAUUCAAAUCAAUGCACCCAGGGACUCUAUUCAAGCUGGAUUGCUGAAGUGAUAGGAAUUACUUUCAUUUUCGAUUGAGCUGACAUAUUCAGUGUUCACUGUGAAUGCGGUCUCUGCUGACGCAGUAACAUUGGCUUUAAAUUUAAAUCCCGCUGUAACGCUGAACUUCCACAAUACGGAUUGAAUAGAGCCCCAAGUCUGUUACAUACUCGUUGUCCAUGAAGGUAUGGUGUGUUCAUUUAGAGGCUUUUACAUUUACGUUGCUUUUACAUUUACGUUGCAACUAUUUAGUGUUGAUGGAUGCUCACAUUAUGAGGUUUAGUGACUUUAUCCUUUUAAUGGUAUAAAAUGAUGAUGUUGACCUUAUUAUCCUACAUCAUUCAUCUAUAGUAAGAGAAUAAAGCCUGGGUGAUCUAUCAGUCAGCCUGUAGAGGUGCAGAGGAAUGAGCUCCUACCAGUAGUCGUCUCUAUUAUCUAAUGUAUUGAGUGAAGCUGCCUGGGGAGACUAAACUAUAGUGUUUAGAUAAUAUUAUACUACCGUGUUUAAUGUAUAUUCUAUGGGAAAUCAGAAUCACUAUGUUGGCUUUUAUUUAUCCAAUUUAUUUUCAGUUUGAAUGAUUAUUUCCAAAAAGAAAUUCAAUAGCAGCAGUCCAUUCAUUCAAUAAAGAAAAUGUUUGACA
Oncorhynchus masou masou (cherry salmon) is the source of this 2118-nucleotide messenger RNA. RefSeq names its product E3 ubiquitin-protein ligase makorin-2-like. The record is from RefSeq and is a predicted model, not a curated record. Gene Ontology annotation, biological process: protein polyubiquitination. Lineage: Eukaryota; Metazoa; Chordata; Actinopteri; Salmoniformes; Salmonidae. Gene Ontology annotation, molecular function: ubiquitin protein ligase activity; metal ion binding. The transcript has 5 exons. Bases 51 to 971 code for a protein of 306 amino acids.